This is a messenger RNA of Nylanderia fulva, 1467 nucleotides long. The record is from RefSeq and is a predicted model, not a curated record. NCBI's taxonomy places the organism in Eukaryota, Metazoa, Arthropoda, Insecta, Hymenoptera, Formicidae.
AUGUACGUGGAAUUCAUGCGGCAAUAUUUGAACCUGCGACACAUGAGGCCUGCUCCGUCGUCAACUGAAUCGCAUCCGGGGGCUUGCUACCUGCCUCAUCACGGGGUAUUGCGUCCGGACAGCUCAUCAACCAAACUGAGGGUCGUCUUCAACGGCUCGAGCUCCUUGCCGAACGGAGACUCCCUCAAUAGAUAUUUAGCAACUGGUCCGAAUCUACUGCCUUCGCUAGCCGACAUCCUGCUGCGCUGGCGACGUCAUCGCUACGUCUUCGCGACUGACAUCGAAAAGAUGUAUAGGCAGAUACUGGUGCACCCCGACGAUCAAAACCUGCAAAGGAUAUUGUGGAGAGGGAACGCCAAGGACGAAAUCAAGGAGUACUGGCUAAGUACCGUUACUUACGGUCUAUCCUGUGCUCCUUAUCUAGCGAUCCGCACUUUACGACAACUAGCCGAGGACGAAGGACAUCGCUACCCGAAAGGAGCCCUCAUCCUGCUGAGCGACGUCUACAUGGACGACAUCCUGGCCGGUGCGGAGACCAUGGAGGAAGCCGAAGUAAUGCUGCAACAGCUGACUGAGAUCUGCAGGGCGGGCGGCUUCUCACUUAAAAAGUGGUCGGCAAACCACUCGCUCCUGCUGAACGCAGUGGAGCCCGACGACCGUCUUCGACGAGAGGCCAGAUGGUGGCUGCCCGGCGAGAGUCACUCCACUCUCGGUUUACGCUGGCAACCACGUGACGAUCGCUUCGCUUUCGCAACCAAACUGACCACGCUGUCGACCUUCACCAAAAGGUCGGUAUUAUCUUUGACGGCGAAAAUGUUCGACCCUCUCGGCUGGCUGGCCCCAACAACGGUAUUAGCCAAGAUCUUCAUCCAGUCCACCUGGUUGCUAGGUCUUGAUUGGGACGCUCCGCUACCCAGCGACGACGAGAGAAGAUGGCUGCGAUUCCAGAACGAGCUGCCUGCUUUGGAAAACGUGCUCGUACCUCGAUGGCUGGGAGGUUUGACUGAUUCACAGCUGGAAAUCCACGGGUUCGCCGAUGCCUCAGAGCGUGCCUACUCAGCGGUGCUAUACCUGAGGACAGAAACAAAGGGUCUUAUUAAGGUGGCACUCUUAGCUGCAAAAACUAAGGUCGCGCCCUUGAAGCAAGUAUCACUACCUCGGCUGGAGCUGUCGGCCGCCACUCUUCUGGCUCGUCUAGUCGCCCACACCGUACCGAUCAUCGGAGCAGCCAAGGCACCUCUUCACAUGUGGUCUGAUUCCACCGUCACGCUUGGUUGGAUCCGUGGGCAUCCCUCGAUGUGGGCCACCUAUGUAGCUAAUCGAGUCAGCGAGAUCCAGAUGCUGAUCCCGGACGCCCACUGGCAUCACGUACCAGGUCGGGAGAACCCAGCGGACUGUGCUCCCGGGGACUCUACCCUAGCGAACUGGUUGACCACCCGCUCUGGUGGCAAGGUCCCGCAUGGCUGA